CCAGGUUGUCUAUACACAUGAUGAUAUAUAAAACCAAGUCUUAAAUUGACAAAUUUGACCUUAAAUAUUGGGACAAAGAAAGGAACAAAUCUUAGAGUAUUUUUGGUAAUUUGCCACACAUUUGUAUGUAGUUGCCUUUGUCUGGAUUUAAGAGCAAUAGUGGCCUCAAUUUCCUCACCAUCAAAUCUUCCCUUUUCUCCAUCUUCUUCCAAUUGAUCACUCAUAAAUAAGUUUGCUCUGUGGCUUUGUUUCUUGAAAUUUUCUUAUUACCCAUUUGUUUUUUUUUGUUUUUUUUUUUUCUAUUCAGAAACUCCAAAUAGCAUUCAUAUAUUUCCUUCUCACAACAAAAAAUCAAAAUCUUAUACAAGGUUCAGCUUUCUACCAGAUUUGGUAAAGGCUGGAUUUGUGGUGGAGCUUACCAGAAAUUGUCUUUGCAUUUUAGUGAAGAACCAUUAAAAGUUGGAUCAGCUGCCUCUUUGGGAGUUACCUUUGUAGUAAUUAUGAUUGACCUUUUUCGAUAAAAUAUCUCCCUUACAGGUGGUGAUGAAUACAAACUUAUAGUUAUUUCAUUUUUUUGAUAUCUUGAAUGGCUGGACCUUUGUUGCCAGUGGGUAAGGCAGUCCUACGUUCCCGUCAACCCUCCAACUAUUAUAUCUUCAAUCCUAAUCUCCAGCAUCCGAAGUCAAUUCCAAAUCUCCUUCCAUACAAGAAAAGAGCCAAACAGAACAAUACUUUGAACAAGUUGGUGCUCUUAAGCCCAUUAGUUUGCCAAUACGGGUUAAAACCGGUUUCUGCGCUUGACUCAGAUGCUCCCCGUCCUAUCGAUCAGAGCUCAGAAGAUUUAAAGAGUAGCGAGAGCUUUAAGCAAUGGGAUUCAUUGACUGCAAAAUUUGCAGGAGCUGCAAAUAUUCCGUUUCUCAUAUUACAACUGCCUCAAAUUAUACUCAAUGCUCGUAACCUUCUAGCAGGAAAUCAAGCUGCAUUAUAUGCUGUUCCAUGGCUGGGGAUGUUCACUGGAUUGCUUGGUAAUUUGUCUUUGCUAUCAUACUUUAUAAAAAAGAGGGAGGCGGAGGUGGUCGUUGUUCAAACUUUGGGUGUCGUAACCAUUUAUAUUGUGAUAUCACAACUAGCCAUGGCUGGAUCGAUGCCUUUACCUCAUUAUGCAGUUACUUCUGUUGUUAUUGCUUGUGGUCUUGUUGUGAACUUCAUGAACUACUAUUACUUGUUAAAUCCCAUAAUCUGGCGUUAUUGGGAGGAUUUCAUUACUAUUGCUGGGCUAUCUGCACUUCCCCAAGUCAUGUGGUCAACUUUCAUCCCAUAUGUUCCAAAUACCAUCUUGCCUGGUGCUGUAGCUUUUGUUCUGGCUAUCCUAGCUGUCGUUAUGUCUCGGACUGGGAAACUUCCAGAAAAGGGCAUCAAAUUUGUAGGAUCAUUGUCUGGAUGGACUGCCACUCUUCUUUUCAUGUGGAUGCCAGUUUCACAAAUGUGGACGAACCUUCUAAAUCCAGAUAAUAUUAAAGGUUUAUCAGCACUUUCGAUGUUGCUUGCGAUGAUCGGGAAUGGACUCAUGAUUCCACGAGCACUCUUUACUCGGGAUUUGAUGUGGUUCACUGGUUCAACUUGGGCAUGCAUUUUUUAUGGAUGGGGAAACCUUGUCUGCUUAUAUUGCUGCAAAGUUAUCAGCAGGGAAUUUUUCUUAGCUUCGACAGUUGGCUUUGGGGCAUGGCUAGCGUUCAGUUUCUGGAGAGACACACAAGUAUAUGGUUAUAAUUCUCCAUUGAAAUCGUUGAAGGAAUUGAUUUUUGGUUCAUAACUGAUCCUUGUGCUACAUUGUUGGCUGAAGUUUGAAAUGCAAGAAUGUUCAAGUUUGGCAUUUCUGCUAAAUCAAGUGCUCUUGUUUAGAAGAUUUGGUGAAAGUGCUUAUGGCAAAUGUUUUAGGGUGCAUCAGGCAGGGUCUAGUUGUAAUGUCAAAUUAUUCAGCAUAUGGUAGUGAGGAAGGUUCCUGUGGUUCUUUUUACAUGUAAUGUCAAUUAAUAAUAAAGCUACAAAUGCAAUGUAGAGCAAGUAUAUUUGUUAUACUUCAUUUUGAGAUCAAUUAUUUUAUAGGCAUAAUCAGAUUAUAUGUUUUUGUAUAUUGGAUAGGAUUAGAGUUAAAACAUGAUGUGGAACAACAACAAUGAAGGCAACAUUUUGAAAAAUUAUACAUGGAGUUUUCCGAUAA
Molecule: messenger RNA, 2221 nt
Organism: Lycium barbarum (goji berry)
Lineage: Eukaryota; Viridiplantae; Streptophyta; Magnoliopsida; Solanales; Solanaceae
Product: maltose excess protein 1-like, chloroplastic
Exons: 10
Coding region: 587-1813 (408 amino acids)
Cellular component (GO): chloroplast envelope
Molecular function (GO): maltose transmembrane transporter activity
Source: RefSeq, a predicted model, not a curated record